Seriola dumerili (greater amberjack) is the source of this 1221-nucleotide messenger RNA. RefSeq names its product asialoglycoprotein receptor 1-like (gene asgr1a). Gene Ontology annotation, molecular function: signaling receptor activity. The record is from RefSeq and is a predicted model, not a curated record. Bases 234 to 1064 code for a protein of 276 amino acids. Lineage: Eukaryota; Metazoa; Chordata; Actinopteri; Carangiformes; Carangidae. The transcript has 9 exons.
GAACAUCUGUUGUGAAAUGCUGAACUGGGUCCAGAUGCUGGAUUGAAGUGAUGACUGGAGGUUUUCAUAGCGCUGGUUGAUCGAUGAGCAGAGGGAAGAAGAAGAGGUGAACUACAUCAAACCUUGUUCCUGGAGAAGUUUGUCAGAAAACGACUCUUCGGUUCAGAAACGACGCGUCUUUCUUCUUCUCUGGACUGUUUCUGCAGAGACUCACGGACAGAGACGUCUCCGUGAUGUCGGACUACCCGUAUGAGAGGGAACAUGACGGCUCCUGGAUCAAAGAACCUGUCUAUUUCUCAGGUGUCUCCAGGUUCAGACGUUGGCUGUUUCCUGCUCUGACAGCUGUAGUCAUCCUGGUUCUGAUCUUUGCGCUGGGAGCUAGCAACGUGAAGACGUCCAAUCAUCUGUCCUCUGUGGAGCAGAGCGUUUCCAACCUGAGCAGCGUCAUCCAAUCACUGAACGCCUCACUGCAGCACGCUCAAGAAACAGCUAAAGAAGUUCAUCGACUGCAGUUUGUCCUGGAGAACCACAAGGAGCAGCUGACCUCAGUGUCAGAGGCGCUGAAGCAGCUGUCAGUCGUGGACUCUCUCAGCAAGAGCGUCGCUUCGCUCAAAUGUUCCCUCGAACACAUCAUCAACAACAGCUCAGCGGUGGACAAGUGUUGUCCUCUGGGUUGGAAUCUGUUCGGCUCCAGCUGUUACUUCUUCAGCACGUUGUCUCUGUCCUGGAACGAGUCCAGAGACUGGUGUGAGAGACACAAAGCUCACCUGGUCAUUCUCAACACUGACGAGGAGUGGGACUUUGUGACCCGUCAUUCAGUUCCUGGUUUAUUCUGGGUGGGUCUGAGUGACCAGAGGACAGGGAAGUGGGAGUGGGUGAACCAGACUCCGUACACCAUGGAGCACAGGCGUUGGGCGCCCGGGCAACCUGACAGCUGGACGGGUCACGGCCUCGACCACGGAGACGAGGACUGCGCUCACCUGCACCGGAGUGGACGCCUCAACGACCUGCACUGCUCCACCCAGCUGAGCUACAUCUGCCAGAGACACAGCCAGCACACCUGAACACACCUGCAGCAACAUCCUGGCUCCGCCCACUCACUGCUCACCUCAGAUCAGUGCUUCAGUGGUGUGUUGAGCUGCUGUCGGAGGCUCAGACAACAAUAAUAAACAUGAAUAAACAACAAUAAUAAACAACAAUAAAACAUGACAUCACUGGGAA